AUGGCCGUCGGUCUGACGAACAGCCGCCACGCGGCAGACGAAGAAGCCCGCGCCGAGGUGGAUGUACUCAAUUCGCGACUGGAGAAGACAGCCCAAUUGACCAAGAAGAUACAAGCAUGCAUCGGCAGGCUGGAGACGACGGGGAAGAGCGUGCGCGACGUGUCUGCGCCCCUCAACGGCGAGACCAAGAGACUUCAGAUCCUCGGCAACAAUAUCGAUUCAGUCAUUGCGGCCAUUGAGCGCCUUCGCCAGCCGGCCGACUCCAAGAACGAUGAGGAACAGAUCAUUCGCCAAGGCCCUGACAAGGCCGGACUGUCCAACUAUCUCAACUCCAUCUCGAGACUGAGCAAGGCGCUUAGUAAUAUGGAAGUGGCCAAUCUACGGGCCAACCAGCAGACCAGGACGGACCUACAGAAAUUAAUCCAGAGUGGCAACAGCUCCCUCGAAAGCCAUUUCGAAAAAACCUUGAGGGCUGAGACUCCAAUGUCAGUUGAGCCUCUCAAUUUCACGACCAAGGGCAAGCCGUUUCCUGUCAUAUCGCAGGACACAAUUACCCGGCUAAGCUUGAUCAACUCCUACGUUGGCAGCAACGCUACGGCCGAAAAUCCGCUUGUCAAAAUAUACGCCGAUGUCCGCAACCCGUACCUCCAGAAGACGCUUGUGAACCUGGCAUUUGCCAGCGUCAACACGGCCAAAAAGACGGUACCCGGUGCCCUUUACAAGGCAGGCACCAAUGGCAUCGGUGAAUAUACCAAGGCCCUCGAAGGCAUGUGUGUCGCAGAACAUGAGAAUAUCUGCAGUAUUUUCAUGAGACAGGACUGGGGUAGCGUCCUGCAGGCCACAGUUCAAACGCCCAUGGCAGAACUCGCGCGUACGAUACGUGAGCUGAAUAACCAUAUCAAAGCACACAUCAGCACGGAUUGUUUCUUAGCUUACGAGGUUGUCGAGAUAAUGUCCAGUUUAGCCUCGAGCUUGGAGGAGCGUACUGGAGAGCUCAAGGGUACGCUCGCAGCUGCAUUAAAACCGGUCAGAGAGACGGCCAAGACAUCACUAGCCGAACUACUCGAGGAUACGAAACAGAAGGUGAACAUGCUGCAAAUGCUGCCAUCUGAUGGAGCUCCCAUCCCGGUCGUUUCCGCCACCAUGCAACGCUUGCAGACAAUGGUCGAAUUUCUGCGCCCCAUCUCCAAUAUAAUGAUAUCUUUAGGUGAUGGAGGCUGGAAGUCCACUGCAGCAGCAAGCCGUUCGACCGAUGUCAUACCAAGCCUUGCAUCAUUCGAUGUCGGAGCCGACGGCAAGGAGAUCUUUGCACACUACUGUACAGACACCAUUGAUGUCCUCAUGACUUCGCUUGAUACCAAGGCAAAAGUCUUGCUCAAGGGGAAGUCUGUUCAGGGUGUCUUCCUAGCCAACUCCGUCACAAUUAUCCAACGCAUGAUUAUGGAAUCUGGUCUGGCACCACUCCUGGAUGGCAAGCUUGGUGUACUGGAAACGUGGCGUAAGAAGGUAAAGGUUAUGUACAAUGAAGCUUGUAAGGAGCUAUCGUUGCAGCUCUUUGAUGUUAUUCACACCAAUCGAGCACAGCGACCUACCUCGGGCAACGCCGAUUCUGUCUCCGUACUCAAGAGUCUGAGCAGCAAGGACAAGGAGAACAUCAAGAACAAGUUCCUGAACUUCAAUGCCGGGUUUGAUGACUUGGUUCAGAAGCACAAGACCUACAGCAUGGAGCGGGAGGUUCGCAACAUGUUUGCCAAGGAUAUACAACAGGUGCUCGAGCCACUCUACAAUCGUUUCUGGGAUCGAUACCACGAAGUCGACAAGGGAAAGGGCAAAUACGUCAAAUACGACAAGUCCAGCAUCGCAGCAGUCUUCUUAUCGCUCUACUAG
Molecule: messenger RNA, 1887 nt
Organism: Pestalotiopsis fici W106-1
Lineage: Eukaryota; Fungi; Ascomycota; Sordariomycetes; Amphisphaeriales; Sporocadaceae
Product: Exocyst complex protein EXO70
Exons: 2
Coding region: 1-1887 (628 amino acids)
Biological process (GO): exocytosis
Cellular component (GO): exocyst
Molecular function (GO): phosphatidylinositol-4,5-bisphosphate binding
Source: RefSeq, a predicted model, not a curated record